UUCAUGAUCAUUGUGGCUCGAAAACGGUUGUUUUUUUCGUGCAAAAGAAAAAAUAACGAUUUUUUAUUAUUAGAAUUUCGAAACCAGAAUUAAUAAAAAUUAGGAGAAAGGAAAAUAAUACGAAUUAAAGUGAUCGUACACGUGGCUAUCAUCGACGGAGGAAAUAGCCAUUUAUUUAUCUGAUCUUCAUCACUCUGAUGAGUCUGAAAUCAAAAAAGCAUUUACACAACGAAGAUCAUUAAUGGCUCUCGAGGCAUGGUUUAUGGAUGAUAGCAAUGAGGACCAGAGACUUCCUCAUCAUCGUAACCCGAAAGAACUCGUCUCGUUGGAUUACUUGGCAGAGUUGGGAGUGUUGUACUGGAAGUUGAACCCUGAGAACUACGAGAAUGAUUCUGAACUUAGCAAGAUUAGAGAAGACAGGGGUUACGAUUACAUGGAUUUGCUGGAUCUGUGUCCCGAGAAAGUCAGCAACUACGAAGAAAAGCUGAAGAACUUUUUCACAGAACACAUUCACAAGGACGAAGAGAUUCGGUACUGCCUAGCAGGAAGUGGCUACUUUGAUGUUAGGGACAAGGAUGAUCGUUGGAUCCGUAUCUGGAUGCAACCUGGCGAUCUCAUUGUCCUUCCUGCCGGAAUCUACCACCGGUUCACACUCGACGCCAGCAACUACAUCAAGCUAAUGAGGCUGUUCGUGGGGGAACCGGUUUGGACACCAUAUAACCGGCCACAGGAAGAACAUCCUGUUAGGAAAAAGUAUAUCCACGGCUUAACCUACAAGUUUGGAGAAACCGUUAAAGCACAUUAACAAUAUUAAUAUAUGCUUGUUGUGUAAUUUGUAUGUAUUGUUUACUCUUUAGUCUUAAGCAGUAAAAUAAAAACAGCGGCUCCUUCUGGAUAGUUGUUCUUGUAACAUACUUUUGCGAUGUAUGCUUUUAUACAUAAAAAAAAUAGUGUGUAUUUAUCUAAUAAGUAUCAUUAAAAAACAAAUGUCAGCUGCGAACGUGAAAUUUAUAACUAAAAAAACCCUACGAUUUUCG
Molecule: messenger RNA, 1037 nt
Organism: Arabidopsis thaliana (thale cress)
Lineage: Eukaryota; Viridiplantae; Streptophyta; Magnoliopsida; Brassicales; Brassicaceae
Gene: ARD4
Product: RmlC-like cupins superfamily protein
Exons: 5
Coding region: 242-805 (187 amino acids)
Biological process (GO): L-methionine cycle
Cellular component (GO): nucleus; cytoplasm
Molecular function (GO): acireductone dioxygenase [iron(II)-requiring] activity; oxidoreductase activity; acireductone dioxygenase (Ni2+-requiring) activity
Source: RefSeq, marked reviewed